UUUGGCAUUUGGCAGGGCCUCAGUAGCUGACAGAAGAUUCUGGUCCUGUCUUCUUGUGCAAUAGCUUUGAAACAUAGGGGCAUUUGCAAGUUCGUAGAACCUUUUUUUUUUAAGGGUCUUCCCAUUUAAGAUUAUGAAAUCUAUGGAUUUGGAUGGAAGCAGCAGCUUAGUGGCCUCUGAAGGAUCUGGAUCAGUUCCAGCUGGACAUGUACAAGCAAGGAGACAUACAGACUUGGAGAUGAUAUCUUGAACCCUUGCGGCAUGGCUGCAUCACACGCUCCUUCCAGUCCGGUCAUCUCUGUCUUUUGCCUAUGAUAUAUUUGAGCUCCAAAGCAUUUGACUUGUGGAAAAUAUGUGCAGUAGACUUCAGGUAGCUAGUAUGUACAAUCGUGUUAAAUGACCACAGGACAGGUGGAUAGUUGGUAGAAAAGAUGUGAAGCUUGUUCUUGUGAAAAUGCUUUCCUUUUCUUUUGGGCCUCUGCGGAGGGUUAAUAAAUAGCUUGUGUAAUUCGUCUUCCAUUUGUUUGAGUAGGCAAUGACCAAGACAUCUGACAGCCCUAUUGGUUUAUAGUUUGUCGCUUUGAUUACAAAUGCUAGGAAAUCGUUAUAUUUUGGAUUCUCUUGGAUGCUUUAUUCUUUUAUUGUUAAAACUACUUUUGGCAAUUAAGUUCAGAGUUUGUGGCAACCUUCUGCAAGUCAAUUUUGUUGACUUGUUUCUCAUUCACUUGAUGUAUUCUUGUAAACAUUGUGCAAUUGUUGCACCAAAUGCAGCCUUUUAUCGUUUUACACAACAGAGCCUACCAGCUUGUAAGCCUGUGUUGACUCCUACAUGGGUUAUUUCUGUUUUCCUUUUAAUGGGAAUUAUUUUCAUUCCUGUUGGGCUUCUUGUCCUUCAUGCUUCCCACAGUGUUGCUGAAAUUGUAUACAGAUAUGAUACUGAAUGUGUACCUGCGUCAUAUAAAAAUAAUAUGGUGGCGUAUAUUAAAGAUAGUUCAGUUCCUAAACUUUGCUCCUUUUCCAUAAAGGUCAACAAGACUAUGAAAGCUCCAAUUUACAUUUACUAUCAACUAGAUAACUACUAUCAGAACCACCGGAGGUAUGUCAAAAGUAGAAGUGAUAAGCAGCUGGUACAUGGACUGGCAUACAACGAUACAAGUUCCUGCAAACCAUUACAGUCGCAUAAUGGUCUUCCGAUUGUCCCUUGUGGGUUGAUAGCAUGGAGUUUGUUCAAUGACACAUAUAAGUUUGUCCUUGGGAAAUCUGAAUUGAAGGUGAAUAGGAAGAACAUUGCAUGGGAAAGCGACCGUGAACAUAAAUUUGGAAAGCAUGUAUAUCCUUUUAACUUUCAAAAUGGAAGCUUGAUUGGUGGUGGAAAUCUAGAUCCAAACAUUCCUCUGAGUGAUCAUGAAGAUCUAAUUGUCUGGAUGCGCACUGCCGCUCUUCCAAGCUUCAGAAAGUUAUAUGGUAGAAUUGAAGAAGAUUUGCAUGCCGAUGAUGUUUUAGCUAUAAAAUUAAUGAACAACUAUAACACGUACAGCUUUGGAGGAACAAAGAAACUUGUUAUUUCAACAUCAAGCUGGUUGGGGGGAAGAAAUGAUUUCCUUGGAUGUGCCUACAUUUUUGUAGGAUCCUCUUCGCUCCUGGUUUCUAUAUUCUUCACAUUGCUACACAUGAAAUCGAGGCCCUUCAGGGAAAUAAACUUUUCAUCUAGGAAUAAAAGCAGCAGUACGGAUUAAUGAUAUAUUCUGUGAGCAGUUAGUUUCAUAGAGAUCACAAGUUUCCUCUCUAAUUGGUUGUAAGUUUCAAAGAAAAAAGAAUAUACUCGAAAGAAGAAUAUACUCAUUUGGGUGCGACUGUUCGUUGGUAUGUUACAUUUUCAUCUCAAUUAUGUGCCAGCCUACCGUUAUGAUUAGCAUUACAUUCGAGUGACGAUAUUGGAUCUUGGAUAAAAAUUGAUUUUGCUAAGGUAGAAAGCGGUAGCUUUUUUUCAUUGUAAAUAUGCUGAACUUGCUCAAUCGAUAGAACACAAGUCAUAGUGAACGGAAAGUUGUAUUAAAUUUUACGCUAUCUUUUCCUAAUAUUUACAUAGACAUGAAAUUUGUAGACUA
This is a messenger RNA of Cucumis melo (muskmelon), 2108 nucleotides long. Its product is annotated as putative ALA-interacting subunit 2. NCBI's taxonomy places the organism in Eukaryota, Viridiplantae, Streptophyta, Magnoliopsida, Cucurbitales, Cucurbitaceae. The record is from RefSeq and is a predicted model, not a curated record. Gene Ontology annotation, cellular component: endoplasmic reticulum; plasma membrane; Golgi apparatus. The transcript has 8 exons. The coding region runs from base 591 to 1736 and encodes 381 amino acids.